AUGGACAAAUUGAAGACGAUCGGCUUGAACACGUGGCUUCGAUUUGUUGAGGAAAUAGGUGGUUGGAUGAGAGAACUAGUGCAAGAUGUUCAACCAGUACCCAUCGAGCUGUCAGUACUACAGGCUUUCAACUAUUCAGUUUUUCCUCUAUUUUGGGCUGGAGUCGAAGUGAACUAUUUCGACUCGAAAACUCAUCUUAUUACUAUUUAUGAACAGCUUCCUUUGUUGCUCAAUCCAAGCGUCUAUCAGUUCGAUGUACCGGUUACAGCGGAGAUGAUUCUCAACAAGGAGGGUCCUCAGGCGACGUCGUUGCUCCAAGAAACUGGCGAGGAAAUGGCCGUAUUACUCGGUUUCGAUCGCACUGAUCCAGCCCUCCGGACGAUGAUUGCUCGGAUGAUUGAGUUGGAAUGGAGGAUCACUGUUAGUGGCAGUAGGUUUUAUAAGCACAAAAAAGAACGCUAUGAAGUGAUCUCUUUGGCCGAGCUGCAGACCAUAGUUCCAGCUUUAAACUGGCGAUUAUUCCUGUCGUCGUUGACUGGAGAAGAUCUCCACGCUCAUGAGAAGAUCGCUCUGAAAACUGGUCGAGAAUGGCUUAUGAAACUCUCGCAGAUACUGCUUGAAUAUCUGGAGACCAGCGGAGGACAAGCUGUCAUACGGAACUACAUAAAAUGGAAAACGUUGUUCUUCCAUUUGGCUUAUGUGAAGCCGAACUGCAAAGAAGGCUACCUCUGGAGCGUUGUCGAGAUCUACUCUGGGCCUCCACACCUUCGUAAGGAGUUCUGCAUUAUGCGAGCCUCAGGCAUUUUCCCACUUUCGCUGCCGUCAGUCCUUCGAAAGAUCGACGGAGAGAAAAGAUCGAGAGACAAUAAAGCUCUUGUGAAGAAAAUCUCUCGAGAUGUCGUAGCAGAGUAUCGUCAUAUGCUUGAAGCAAGUCGCAUUUUGGAUAAUGUGACUGCUCCAAUGGCUCUGGACAAGCUUGCUAACAUCUCUGUCCUCGUCAGCUAUCCAGAUAGGAUCGACAACGAAAUGGCAAUGGAAAGUGAAAGCGAACGGAUAUCGACGGAGUUAUUUUGGUCUAUGGUGUUCGGUGCUGGCGCGGUUUAUCGGGAAAAGAUCAAGAGGUUACGAAAGCCCGUCAAUCCAAGGUUAGCUCCACUUGAUUUGUUUCUGUAA
Cooperia oncophora is the source of this 1173-nucleotide messenger RNA. Lineage: Eukaryota; Metazoa; Nematoda; Chromadorea; Rhabditida; Trichostrongylidae. The record is from the annotation of a GenBank genome assembly.